Messenger RNA from Paramuricea clavata, 622 nucleotides. The record is from the annotation of a GenBank genome assembly. Lineage: Eukaryota; Metazoa; Cnidaria; Anthozoa; Malacalcyonacea; Plexauridae.
AUGGCAAGGGCUGUUCACGAGAAAGGGGCAGCCCUUGAUAAUGUAUGGGGAUUUGUUGAUGGCACGGUAAAGUAGUUAAGGUUAUGUUGUGUGAUAUGGCUUAUAGAGAAGCAAUCAUAAUAAAUUCAGGGGAAAUGUCAUAAAUACUGUGCUCAAACAGUUUUGCUUUAUAAAUGUAGGUACGGCCAAUUAGUCGACCAAAGUUGCACCAGAAUGUUAUGUACAACGGUCAUAAAAGAGUACAUGCCAUUAAAUGGCAGGCUGUAAAUGCUGCAAUAGGACUAAUUGUUCAUCUUGAUGGGGCUGUAGGUAAGUAAUGAAAUAAAAUACACAUGACUUUGAUUCUAAAAAGGUACAACAUAAAAUGAAAAUUAUACACAAUUAUACACGAUAUAGGCAAAAAGCAGUAAUAAUAGAAUAAUAAAAUAUUCUUACAAUUUGUAUGUAUUUUUCCAGAAGGCAAACGUCAUGAUGCUGCAAUGCUAAUGAUGUCAGCCUUGUGCCCCCAACUGGAGGUGUAUUCCCAUGAUGGUAAUGGUCACCCUCUAGCCAUAUAUGGUGAUCCGGCAUAUCCUCAUAGGGUUCAUCUGCAGAGCCCAUACAAAAGGGUAAACCUAACUGA